This is a messenger RNA of Gamsiella multidivaricata, 546 nucleotides long. RefSeq lists its product as uncharacterized. The transcript has 2 exons. Lineage: Eukaryota; Fungi; Mortierellomycota; Mortierellomycetes; Mortierellales; Mortierellaceae. The record is from RefSeq and is a predicted model, not a curated record. Bases 1 to 546 code for a protein of 181 amino acids.
AUGUCGCCAACUCAACCGUUCCUUCCUCUUAAAAAUAUUCCACUCCGCAUAACCCGCAGUGGCAAUGGCAGCGACAGCGAUAUCUUCGGCAACUACACCACUUGCAAUGACAGUCACACCGACACCGACAGCGACGACAUUGACAGCGAUGUCAGCCUGCUGAAGUGUAGGAUAUCUGCCGCGAAUCUUUUCGACACAAGCGGCGAUGCUCCAAUAAUCAAGACAACGACGACCCCUGUGAUUGGUAUUACUCAGACAAUGAUUGUGACGACGUCCAAGAAUAGCUCAAGUUCGACCAAGGUCGGAUCGAUGGUACUGACAAGUAUGAGACCCGACUACUCCAGCAGUGGCCAACAUUUAUCGGAGCUGCAUGUCGAUAGAUUGUCUACGUCGCGCAGUAUGACGGUUUUUACGCGCAAUGCGGAUGAGUAUGAGACGAAGACACAGGGUAGAUGGUCAGAGAGUCAGCAGCAACAGCAGCAGCAGCAGGCGUACCGACAAAGACUGGAGCGGAGUUUGGGAAAAAAGAGUCAAGGUGCAUACUAA